Molecule: messenger RNA, 1263 nt
Organism: Epinephelus lanceolatus (giant grouper)
Lineage: Eukaryota; Metazoa; Chordata; Actinopteri; Perciformes; Serranidae
Cellular component (GO): membrane
Source: RefSeq, a predicted model, not a curated record
UCCAGAAGUCAUCUUGUUGUCCGGAGUUUUCACCAAUAAAGUUAAUCUGAAGAACCGUUUCCUCGGUGUGGCAGCCUCUACAGACCCUGUUGGUAUCAUCGAGAGACGACUCAGGCAUCCCUGCACUGGAAAACAUUUAGUCGAUUAACAUGUCCUCUGAGGGUGCAGUGGCAGCAGCUGGACCCAGGUUACAUCGUCUCUUCCCCUGGUUUGACACUCAAAGUGCUGCGGUGGUGACCAUCUUGUUGGGGCUGUUCCAGAUUCUGUUAUGUGUCCCGCUGGCUUACGUUGAGCAAACUUUGCCAAAGCUCUUUGUGGCGCCACUCAUCUUUGGAAUUCUAAUCGUAGCAGCAGGAUCCAUUACCUUUGCCAAUGAAAGGAACUCCAACAAACUACUGCUUCAAGGUUGUGCAUACAGUAAUGCAGUUUGCCUGCUGGGGACACUGCUUUCUUUCUGCCUCUACUGCUACUGCCUCAGCACUAUCGGAACACCGAUUUGUGAGCCCAAACCCACGCCCAGUUAUCAUUACUAUGACUACAGAGGUCAAUCUUCUGGGUGUCCUGAAGAAUUUGUGAUGGCCUAUUCCAAGUCUCUGAAAAUACUGCUGCUGCUCUACAGUCUUGGAGCCCUGGUCGUGCAAUCCAUCCUGUCUGUCUCUGCUUUCAAAACUCUCAAAACAGAGUGAUACACAAACACGUGUGCCAUACAUGUUGAAAUCCUCAAUAUUAGCAGUAGAAUUGAAAACCACUCAUGUAAUUCCCCUCACAAAAUUUUAAAAGUGUCGAUUGUGUAGAUUUCUGUUUUAGUGGUUUGGUGUCUCUUGAUGAGGUUUCAUGAUACAGAUCAGACUAUUUAAACCAAAAUGUCUCCUGACAUCUCAGAGUCUGUUCGCACCUGGUAGUGACGUGUCCUGGGUGAUCCGAUCACUAGUGGACAGUUUUAGAGGCUCGUUUAUGCUCAACAUUAGAUAUAGAGGUGGUGGACAGCCUUCUGUUCGUGCUCUGCAUUCUUUUUGUCCAUAUUUGUGCACAUUUUCUAAAGGCUUACGGAUACGGACGAAACAGAUCAGUACCAUUGGAGAUUAUGGAGGCAGUGUAGCGUAGUUAAAGCAAGAUAUGACCAUAGCAGACGACAUACAUGACAUCCCAGCUCUCACCUAUGGUCAUGAGCUUUGGGUAAUGACCGAACAAAUGAGAUCACAGAUACAAGCAGCCAAAACAAGUUUCCCCAGAAGGGUGGCUGGGCUCAGCCUUAGAGAUAGG